CCGUAGCACUGGAUAUGCAAGGGUCUCCAAACCCUAGCUCCCUCAAUCCCCCCAUCCCCACCCCGACCGAGAUCCGAUCUCGCUUGCCGCCGCGGUCGCCGCCAUGGCCUCCGGCGGCAACCCCAACCCCACUGGCGGCCCGCCCCAGCCGCGCCCGUCGCAUCCCCAGCAGCAGCAGCCGCCGGGCGGCUCCCCGGCGACGCCCAUGACCCACCUCCGGCCACCCUCCCUCGCCGGCUCCCCGUUCCAGGGCGUCUUCCACACGCCGCCGUCCCACAACCCCGCCUUCCAGAUCCACAUGGGCGCCUCCUCGCCCCAGACCCCGCUCAUGGCGGCCGCCGCCGCCGCGGCGGCGCAAUCGGCCAAGCGCCCCCCGCAGAAGCCCCCCGUACGGCCUCCGGCUCCCGGGUCUACCUCGGCCGCCGCGGCGGCUUCGGCAGCUGCCGCGUACAAGGCUGCUGCGGCGGCGGCCGCCGUGGCGAACUCCGGAGGCGUCGACCUCACCCCCGCCGCGCGACGCAACAAGAAACGCAAGCUCCCGGAGAAGCAGCUCCCGGAUCGCGUCGCCGCGCUGUUCCCGGAGUCCGCACUCUACACGCAGCUGCUCGAGUUCGAGGCCCGCGUGGACGCUGCGCUGACGCGGAAGAAGGUGGACAUCCAGGAGGCCCUCAAGACGCCGCCCUCGCUCCAGCGUACGCUCCGCAUCUAUGUCUUCAACACCUUCGCCAACCAGGGCCCGCGCACCAUCCCGCCGCCCAAGAACGCCGACCCGCCCACCUGGUCGCUCAAGAUCAUCGGUCGGGUGCUCGAGGAUGGCGCCGAGCUGGACCCUGCCAGCGUGGUGCCCAAGCACAACCCGGUGUACCCGAAGUUCUCCCAAUUCUUCAAGAGGGUGACCAUUGCGCUGGACCCACAGCUGUACCCUGAAAAUCCAUUGAUCAUCUGGGAAAAUGCGCGUUCUGCCGCCCAGCAGGAAGGGUUCGAGGUGAAGAGGAAAGGGGAUAAGGAGUUUGUUGCGAACAUCCGCCUGGAGAUGAACUACAACCCUGAGAAGUUUAAGCUGUCACAGCCGCUGAUGGAGGUGCUUGGGGUUGAGGUGGACACUCGCGCGCGGGUGAUUGCUGCCCUGUGGCAAUACAUCAAGGCGAAGAAGCUUCAGAACCCAAACGACCCUUCCUUCUUCAUGUGCGACCCUCAAUUGAAGAAAGUGUUUGGGGAGGAUAAGCUUAAGUUCGCAAUGCUGUCGCAGAAGAUAUCACAGCAUCUGACUGCCCCACCGCCCAUCAACUUGGAGCACAAGAUUAAGCUAUCAGGCAAUGGAGCUUCUGGAAGUGCUUGCUAUGACGUGCUGGUGGACGUGCCUUUCCCUCUGCAGAAGGAGAUGAUGGCAUUCCUCGCCAACACGGAGAAGCACAAGGACAUUGAGGCCUGCGAUGACGUGAUAUCUGCCUCGAUCAAGAAGAUCCAUGAGCACCGCAGGAGGAGGGCUUUCUUCCUGGGUUUCAGUCAGUCCCCGGUGGAGUUCAUCAACGCUUUGAUAGCUUCUCAGAGCAAAGAUUUGAAGCUGGUCGCCGGCGAAGCGAAUAGGAACAUUGAUAAGGAAAGGCGUGCAGACUUCUACAACCAACCAUGGGUUGAGGAUGCUGUUAUAAGAUAUCUGAAUCGCAAGCCAGCUAAUGAGGGCCCAGGCGGUGGUGCUGGUGGUUCUUGAGGACAGGAUUUCCUCUAGUGCCCUUUUGGUGUAGAAACAAAUUAUCUUUUAUGUAUUAGUAGUAAAAUCCAGCGGUGUUAGCGAGGAGAUUUGUUCAGUGUUGUGAAAGGAUGUUCGGGCUAGUCACUGUAUGUUGUGUUCUAUAUUGCCUAACUAUUGUGGAAGUAUAAAAGCCAAGCGAUCAACUGAGCCUAUGAUGCUGUGAGGACCCAUGUUACCAAUUCU
Panicum hallii is the source of this 1936-nucleotide messenger RNA. RefSeq names its product SWI/SNF complex component SNF12 homolog. Gene Ontology annotation, cellular component: SWI/SNF complex; nucleus. NCBI's taxonomy places the organism in Eukaryota, Viridiplantae, Streptophyta, Magnoliopsida, Poales, Poaceae. Gene Ontology annotation, biological process: regulation of transcription by RNA polymerase II. The record is from RefSeq and is a predicted model, not a curated record. Bases 104 to 1711 code for a protein of 535 amino acids. The transcript has 2 exons.